AAUCUGGAGUAUUGCCAUGGAUGGGCCCGGACUUAGGGAGCCGAUGCUGGAUGCUAAAUCCGAGGUCACCAACCAGCUUAUAGAUUUUCAGUGGAAACUGGGUAUGGCUGUGAGCUCCAACAGUUGCAGAUCUCUUAAAUAUCCUUACAUUACAGUGGUGCUAAAAGUGGCAGAUCAUUCAGGUCAAGUAAAGAACAAAUCUUUUGAAAUGACAAUUCCACAGUUUCAGAAUUUCUACAGACAGUUCAAGGAAAUUGCUGCUGUUAUUGAAACUGUGUGAAAACUGAUUACUUGUGUUGAUAAAUUGUUAUCAUUUUGAAACAAUGGACUUCACCUUGUAU
Heterocephalus glaber (naked mole-rat) is the source of this 341-nucleotide messenger RNA. RefSeq names its product COMM domain-containing protein 6. NCBI's taxonomy places the organism in Eukaryota, Metazoa, Chordata, Mammalia, Rodentia, Bathyergidae. The record is from RefSeq and is a predicted model, not a curated record. Gene Ontology annotation, molecular function: NF-kappaB binding.